Molecule: messenger RNA, 1100 nt
Organism: Malania oleifera
Lineage: Eukaryota; Viridiplantae; Streptophyta; Magnoliopsida; Santalales; Ximeniaceae
Product: dormancy-associated protein 1-like
Exons: 3
Coding region: 415-780 (121 amino acids)
Source: RefSeq, a predicted model, not a curated record
AUGACAUCAACACACACUCACACUCACACUCACACUCCCUAAUUAACAAAUUUAUCGAUAUCUAAGGGGUGGGUCCCGUCCGUUACUAGGUCUUCAUCCUUAUCCGCCACCUCCUCUGUCCCCCUCCAAUUUUCAACCCACCCCCACACUUACCUUCUUUUAAUUUUCCACCUAUGUUAAAUAGUUUCACCACUAAAUUAAUUAAUUUAGGUUUUUUUCUCGGUAAAAAUGACACUUGGAAGCACCAGAAAACCCCACCUGGGAACUGUAAUUACCUCACGGGAAAGAGGAUAUUUUUAAGCCUCAACUUCUAUAUAAACAACCCCACACAAAGGCAAAAAAUUACGCUACGCAGAUAGUUAACCCAGAGAGAGAGAGAGAGAGAGAAAGAGAGAUCCAGGGAAAAAGGUGAGGAUGGUGUUGCUAGAGAAGCUUUGGGACGACGUUCUGGCCGGACCUCAACCUGACCGAGGCCUCGGCAGGCUCCGGAAGAUCACCACCAAGCCCCUCUCCUUCAAAGAUGCUAUGGACGUGGGAGAAAGCAGCAAGUAUCAGAGGUCAAUGUCCAUGCCUGCUACUCCCACGACGCCAUCAACGCCGUCAUCGGCGUCAUCACCGGCAGCACAAAAGGACAACGUGUGGAGGAGCGUCUUCAACCCCGGCAGCAACCUCGCCACCAAAAAUAUUGGCGCUCAUGUCUUCGACAAACCUCAUCACCCCAACUCUCCCACCGUUUAUGACUGGCUUUACAGUGGGGAGACCAAGAGUCAACACCGCUGAGUGGUACUCCGAUUGUUUGCUGAUCUCGAGAUGAGGAAUCUGGUGCAUGUACAUAGUCUCUUUUUUUUUUUUGUUCUUUUCGGUGUAUGCAACGUGUCCUUGUUUUGUGAUUACGUGUCCGAGUCCCGACUCAGCGAGUAAGAUAUUUUUUUUUUUCUUUUUAUGUUUUUCUGUUUUUUGAGUUUUAAGUUAUGUAAGGUGUGUGACGGUGCACGGUCGAUGAGGCUACUCACUGUACGAUAGGCCGUGGACGGCGAUGAUGAGCUCCGCUUUAUUAAUAUUUUUAUAGUAAUUAAAUAAAUUAGUGCUUUUUAUUUGUA